AUGGACACCGAAGGAGGAAAAAUGGACGACACGCGGGAUGGGGACGAAUGGGGGGAAGGCGCAGGGGGAGCGGCGCAAUGGGAACCAGAGCCCGCGGAGGAGCGAGGGAAACGGGCGCGGGAAGGGGAAGGGAAAGCGGGGAAGGGCAAGACGGGCUCAAAGAAGGCGCGCGCGAUGCAUCCGCGGAACCGUUACGCGGAGAAUCCACCUGACUUCCGCGCGCUGGCGGAGCAGCACCCUGCGCUGGCGCCGUUCGUGCUGCCGGCGCGGCGGGCGGGCGGGCCGGUGGGGUUCAUGUGGAGCAACUACAACGCGACGCGCGAGCUGACGCGGGCCCUGCUUCACACGGACUUCGGCGUUGACUGGUGGAUAGAUCACGGGCAUCUGUGCCCCACCGUGCCCAACCGCACUAACUACCUGCUCUGGCUGCACGACCUCCUCGCCUCGCUCCCGGUCCCCCCUCAUGGCCCUCCCCCCGCCUGUGGCGCACAAGAGCGCACUGGCGCAGACGUGACAGAGAGCGCCCUGCAGGGCGCAUUGGCCAACCGCACGCGCAACCCUCGCCUGGCGCCCCUCAUUGACAUACGGCGCGCAGGGGAUGGGGGAGACGCGAGGGAGGGCGGGCAUGCCCUGGGCGAGGAUGGCUCGGUGAAGAGCGAUGGGGUGCAUGCGGUGGUUGCAGAUGGGGAGGUACAUGGGGCGCAUGGCGCGGAUGGGGCGCAUGGGGAACGUUUAAGGGAGGAAAAUGGGGUGGAUGAUCAGGGGAAGGGGUUGGUGUUGAGGAGUGGGGAGGAAGAAGUGCGACUGAGAAGGGGUGUUGAGGGGGGAUGCGGCGAGGCAUUUGACGCGUGCAUGUGCAACCCGCCCUUCUUCGAGUCGCUGCAGCAGGCGGGUGCCAACCCGCGCACGGCGUGUGGUGGCACGGCGGAAGAGAUGGUGUGUGCGGGUGGCGAGUUGGCGUUCAUUCGCCGCAUCGUGCAUGAUAGCUGUGCGCUGCGCACCCGCAUCAGGUGGGCUGCUAGCAGGGUGGGGUUGGUUGAACGUCUGAGCGUUGGUGUGUCACCACAGACGGAGUGCUUAUGCUUGGUUAGGUUUCCUGUGGGUUUGAUCUUGUUGCAUGGAGAACAAUCGCCACAUUUGUGUGCUUGA
Closterium sp. Yama58-4 is the source of this 1149-nucleotide messenger RNA. Lineage: Eukaryota; Viridiplantae; Streptophyta; Zygnematophyceae; Desmidiales; Closteriaceae. The record is from the annotation of a GenBank genome assembly.